AUGGCGCGUCGCAAGCAGAUCACGCCCAUGCAGCGCAUCAACUCGGGCGAAGUCAUGCAGACGCCCUCAGACACGCCCGAACGUCGCGCAGUGUACAGCAACGGCCACAUCGCCUCUCCGGCUCCCACACGCCCUCUACGCCCUCCGACACAAGCACGGGCGCAAGAACCUUCGGCGCAGCAGCCGGGCCUGCUCACCCUCCUCGUCUGCGUCGGCGGCAUCUACGCGUCGUUUCUGACCUGGGGCGUGCUGCAAGAACGCAUCACCACCACGCCGUACCCUGUGACCACGACGACUACCGCGGCGCAGGCGCAACAUGAAUACUUUCGCUUUCCGAUCGUGCUGAACACGAUCCAGUCGUCAUUCGCUUUCACGAGCGGGAGUCUCUACCUCCUCUACAAGACGGGCGCAACAUCAACAUCGUUCCAGAUCCUCCCUUCGCCGGCAGCGCUCCUGCCCCUCCUCCUCGUCACAUUGACGACCACGCUGGCCUCGCCGUUCGGCUACGCCAGCCUCGCACACGUCGACUACCUGACCUUCGUGCUGGCCAAGUCGUGCAAGCUCCUCCCCGUGAUGGCGCUGCACGUCACGCUGUUCCGCAAACGAUACCCACUGUCGAAAUACAUGAUCGUGCUGGCCGUGACCGCGGGAGUCGCCCUCUUCACACUCUACCACCCGCCCAAGAAGGCCGGCAAGGCGGAGGCGAAGGGGCAGUCAGCAAGCAGCCUCUACGGCCUGCUCCUCCUGGGCAUCAACCUCCUGUUCGACGGCCUGACGAACACGGUGCAGGACCACAUUUUCCAGUCGCCCGCCCGGUACGGCCGCAUGACGGGGCCACAGAUGAUGGUCGUGCUCAACCUGCUCGGCACGGUGCUCAUGGCCGCGUACCUCGCUCUGACGCCGUAUGUCCCGCCCACGCUCCUCCCGCGCUUCCUGCAGACCGACGCGGCCGAGCUGGGCCAGGCGGUCGCGUUCCUGCGCCGCCACCCGCCCGUGCUCAAGGACGUGCUUGCCUUUUGCGCGUGCGGGGCCAUCGGCCAGCUGUUCAUCUACGCCACGCUCGAGCGCUUCUCCAGCCUGCUUCUCGUGACCGUCACCGUCACGCGGAAGAUGCUGACCAUGGUGCUGAGCGUGCUGUGGUUCGGGCAUCGACUGGGCCGCGGCCAGUGGGUGGGCGUGGGCCUGGUGUUUGGUGGCAUUGCCGCCGAGGCGUACGUGCAGAACGCCGAGAAGAAGGCCAAGGAGAAGAGGAGGAAAUCCCUGGAGAAGGAUGGAUAG
Cladophialophora carrionii CBS 160.54 is the source of this 1278-nucleotide messenger RNA. RefSeq lists its product as uncharacterized. Gene Ontology annotation, cellular component: endoplasmic reticulum membrane; Golgi membrane. The record is from RefSeq and is a predicted model, not a curated record. Gene Ontology annotation, biological process: UDP-galactose transmembrane transport. The transcript has a single exon. Bases 1 to 1278 code for a protein of 425 amino acids. NCBI's taxonomy places the organism in Eukaryota, Fungi, Ascomycota, Eurotiomycetes, Chaetothyriales, Herpotrichiellaceae. Gene Ontology annotation, molecular function: UDP-glucose transmembrane transporter activity; UDP-galactose transmembrane transporter activity.